UUCAGUACCACAAGCGGUAUCCCCGAGCUACACUCAGGCUUACCAUGCGGCGUUGCUCAGGGAUUCCCUGCAGCACUUACCUUGUCCUUCGCUCCCACGAUGUGUCCCCUGCAGCGUCCCCGGCCAACUCCACCGGCAUCCGGCUUCCGUGUUCCUGUCCCUGUGACAUCGGGACGUACGGGCGGGAAAUUUGAAAGUUUUAAAAAAUGUCUUUUUUUUAAAAUGAUUAUUUUGUCCCUAGUGCUUUGUCCUGUGCCCUGCCUGCAUUUUUACUGUUCUUUC
Messenger RNA from Staurois parvus, 282 nucleotides. Lineage: Eukaryota; Metazoa; Chordata; Amphibia; Anura; Ranidae. The record is from the annotation of a GenBank genome assembly.